AUGGAAGACCUGGCUGAUAUUUUCGACAUAUAUGCCAUCUGCGCUUGCUGUAAAGUGCCAAAUCAGGGUGAAGGUAAAAAAAAUGAAAUAUUUAGCACCAAAACGUUUAGAGGCCUUGGCAAUAAAGGAUGUCUACCAUGGAAAAGUAAUUCGUUAGAUAUGAAAUAUUUCAGAUCAGUAACUACAUAUGUUAAUGAAAUGAAAUAUAAAAAAUUAAAAUAUAAAAGAGAGAAAUAUUUAGAAAAGGAAAUAUCAAAUGAAAACAGUAGUACAGUUUUUGAAAAUAUAUCACUACUGUCAUCAAGUAAAUUACAAAAUGUUGUAGUGAUGGGGAGAAGUAACUGGGUUAGUAUUCCAAAGCAGUAUAAGCCUUUGCCGAACAGAAUAAAUGUAGUACUAUCAAGAACACUUAAAAAAGAAGAUGUUAAAGAAGAUAUUUUUAUAAUAAAUAAUAUGGAUCAACUAGUUUUACUUUUAAAAAAAUUAAAUUAUUACAAAUGCUUUAUUAUUGGUGGGGCAAUAGUUUACAAGGAGUGUUUAGAAAGAAAUUUAAUAAAACAAAUUUAUUUUACGAGAAUAAAUAAUGUCUACGAAUGUGAUGUUUUCUUUCCAGAAAUUGAUGAAAAUGUGUUUCAAAUUACGUCUGUGAGUGAUGUGUAUACUAGCAACUGCACGUCGUUAGACUUUGUAAUUUUCAGUAAACGCAAGAAGGCAUUGACCCAAGAAUCCCUCCCCCAUCAGAGUAGUGGAAGCGACAAAGGCAGUAACACCAGCAGUACUAUCAGCAAUGGUGCUAUGAGCAGUAAUACUAUCAGGGGUAGUACUACAAGCAGCAGUGGUAAAGGGAAAGGAGGAGGCGAAUCUAUUUUUGAGCGGGAAUAUAACUUCAUGGGAGACGAAGAAGACGAUUUAGUAUAUUUCAACUUUAAUAAUAACAAAAAUGAAUAUAAAAAUGCAGAAAAUGCCAAUGACUUUAAAAUAUACAACAGUUUAAAAUUUAAACAUCACCCAGAAUAUCAAUAUUUAAGUAUUAUAUAUGAUAUCAUUAUGAAUGGAAAUAAACAAAAUGACAGAACAGGUGUAGGAGUACUAAGUAAAUUUGGGUAUAUUAUGAAAUUUAAUUUAAAUCAAUAUUUUCCAUUAUUAACAACAAAGAAAUUAUUCCUUAGAGGAAUAAUUGAAGAGUUACUUUGGUUUAUAAGAGGAGAAACAAAUGGAAAUACUUUGUUAAAUAAAAAUGUAAGAAUAUGGGAAGCAAAUGGAACAAGAGAAUUUUUGGAUAACAGAAAAUUAUUCCAUAGAGAAGUUAAUGACUUAGGACCUAUAUAUGGUUUUCAAUGGAGGCAUUUCGGUGCUGAAUAUACAAAUAUGCAUGCCAACUAUGAAGAUAAAGGAGUUGAUCAAUUAAAAAAUAUUAUCCAUUUAAUAAAAAAUGAUCCAACUAGUAGAAGAAUUAUUUUGUGUGCAUGGAAUGUUAAAGAUCUUGAUCAAAUGGCACUACCUCCUUGUCAUAUUUUAUGCCAAUUUUAUGUUUUUGAUGGAAAAUUAUCAUGUAUUAUGUAUCAAAGGUCAUGUGAUUUAGGUUUAGGAGUCCCUUUUAAUAUUGCCUCCUAUUCAAUAUUCACUCAUAUGAUUGCACAAGUGUGUAAUUUACAGCCUGCACAGUUCAUACAUAUUUUAGGAAAUGCACAUGUUUAUAAUAAUCAUAUUGACAGCUUAAAAGUACAGUUAAAUAGGAUACCCUACCCCUUCCCAACUCUUAAAUUAAAUCCUGAAAUAAAGAACAUUGAAGACUUUACAAUAUCGGAUUUUACAAUCCAAAAUUACGUGCACCAUGAUAAAAUUUCUAUGGACAUGGCCGCGUGA
Messenger RNA from Plasmodium malariae, 1866 nucleotides. RefSeq names its product bifunctional dihydrofolate reductase-thymidylate synthase, putative (gene DHFR-TS). Gene Ontology annotation, molecular function: thymidylate synthase activity; dihydrofolate reductase activity. Gene Ontology annotation, cellular component: cytosol; mitochondrion. Lineage: Eukaryota; Apicomplexa; Aconoidasida; Haemosporida; Plasmodiidae. Gene Ontology annotation, biological process: tetrahydrofolate biosynthetic process; one-carbon metabolic process; dTMP biosynthetic process. The transcript has a single exon. The coding region runs from base 1 to 1866 and encodes 621 amino acids. The record is from RefSeq and is a predicted model, not a curated record.